This is a messenger RNA of Corticium candelabrum, 1849 nucleotides long. RefSeq lists its product as uncharacterized. NCBI's taxonomy places the organism in Eukaryota, Metazoa, Porifera, Homoscleromorpha, Homosclerophorida, Plakinidae. The transcript is spliced from 4 exons. The coding region runs from base 77 to 1312 and encodes 411 amino acids. Gene Ontology annotation, molecular function: protein binding. The record is from RefSeq and is a predicted model, not a curated record.
CUAUCAAGUGCGUCUGCGCUGUACACUCAUAGCCGGCGGAAGGCAUCAGAUCGGACUCAUUUACACUGCGAAUUAGAUGAUGAACGCACAACAGUCGACGGCAAGUCCACAUCAGGACGAUUUCGAGUUGCGUCUGUCUGUCAGCGUUCCUCGCCAUUCGGCCAUGUAUCACGUUUGUGAUGUCGAUAUGACAGUCGGUGAGUUUCAGAGACAUGUUGCGCGUCAGGCUGGACUUGCCGAUUGCCACCUUCGUCUGUAUCACAGGGAGAGAAAGCUACCACCAGACAAGACACUUCGUGGAGUUGGUAUUAAAGACACUGAUUUUCUUGUUCUAAAAAGGGUGCAACGAAGAGUUUACGAUCCAUUAGGAAAUGGCAGUACAAGAUCUCAAGACCAGAAGGAUUGCUUUUUGCAUAAGUCGCAUGGUUCCUCGUUCUCUCCUAUUUCUGUGGAUCAAGUGUCUGCUUCUGAUCAACAUGUAGCAAGAGGCGAAGACGAGGAUGUAGUAGAUGAAGAAGAUGACGAGGGACCAGAAGGACGUUUAGUUGUAGAUGAGGACGAUGACAGCAGUCAUGAGUUAGCAAGGAGAGACAUGCCAGACAGGAAGGUGUCGACUGCUAGUGAUGGCUUAUCAACAGUAGGAAUUAGGCAAGGUCUUGGAUCUUUCUCUCUUUCUCAUAGCAAGGAAGGCGAACAAGUUCCAUCAUUAAAUUUUACAAAAUUGACUGAAACAGCUGCUGAAGAACACAAGAAACUGGAAGCUGCCAGGCAUCUUGAGCUGCUUAGUUCAGGCAGAACAGUCGGUGAUGAAAGCCUACACAGAAAAGAACCGUUUGACCAGAGUAGUGCUUCUUCGCUUCCAUUUGGUUGCCCUCCUGGUUGGCAUUUAGCUGUCAGUGCUGGAGCAGCUUCUGUUAUGAACAACUCACAGCAGCAACUCGCAGCAAGGAUGACACAUCCUUUCCCUAAUUAUUACAAAUCACCGUUUAUUGGACAUCCUCCUACCAUGGUGACACAUCCUAUGCUGCCGUUACAUUGUCUACCUGGAUUACCUCCUCUUAUUCAGAUUGCACAGCAAGCAUUCAGACCGCCAAUGCAAGCAUCAGAAAGUGUUAAUUCGAACUCUGUUUGUCAUAUGGAGAGAAUUCGAGCAAGUACAUCGCCAACACCUAUGCAAAGUGAUUCAACAACUAUGUCACAACGAGACAAUCGAGUGCAGCCAUCGGCUCUUUACAAAUCUCUACCAAAAAGUAAAGUCUCUAUGUGUCAAUGUCAUUGUCUGUAUUGUCUUGAUAUUGAUAUGAAUGAAUGAAUGAAUGAAUGAAUGAAUGAAUGAAUGAUUUAUUUCUGUUGCAUCUAAGUAAAAAUAUGUGUGAGGGUGAGAAAGUAAUCACAUUUCUUGGUUCAUCUUUAAUAAUUCUUACCUUUCUUGUUGGCAUUCUGUUAAUUGGCCUUCUGCCAUAUUUGUUUUAAUUAUUACUCUGGUUAUUCGUGUCUGGUGCUUGUCAGAUAUUUUGUGCAUUUUCUGAUCAAUAGCAAUAUUGGUCAAGUUUUACGUGAAUUUUAGGAGAAAGCUAGUCAAUUGCUGAACGAAACCAUUUGUGCAAUAGUGUCAUACAACUAGAUAUACACUCUUCUAGGUCAUAAUUGCAUCACAGGAACAUUGUGUAACCAGAGUCAUUUCCAGAUUUUGUCAUUAUGCAAAGGUCUUUGUGUGAGAUUAUCUCAAGGUUGUCAUAUAUGGUUGCUUGUACUUUUCAUUUUCAUAAUAAUGUUUUCAGUUUGGCUUUUCUUUGGCAGUCGUCAUGCACACUAUCCAGACAGCUUUAUCAAGUGACAGUCACUAUCA